AGAUUGAGUCGACAUGAUUCCACACGUCCUCACACACCUGCUCUGCCUGCUGUGUGUGUGUUCAGCUCGGCCUCCAUCAGCUCCUCCUGGCUCCCCCGGGCUGCAGAAGAACUCUCCUGCGUCCGGCUCUCUGGCGGGGCGGGUGGUGCUGCCGUGCCACUUCCCCAUCACGCUCGACUCUACACGCGCUCCCUCGCACGCCACGCUGCCUCCCACCACCGCUCCUCCUCGCUCCACGUCCAACCCCAAGGACGAGGUGAGGAUCAAGUGGAUGAAGCUGGAGGAGGCGGGGGGGGAGAAGGUGGUGCUGGUGGCGCAGGGCGGCGUGGUGAAGGUGGGGAAGGAGUUCCAGAGCCGGGUGUCGGUGCCGAGCCACCCGCUGUCGGUGGGAGACGCCUCCCUCAUCAUGGUGCGUCUGCGGGCGAGCGACGCCGGGCUGUACCGCUGCGAGGUGAUGCACGGGAUGGAGGACAUGCAGGACACCGUCAGCCUCAGCGUCGCUGGCGUGGUGUUUCACUACAGAGCCAGCACCAGCCGCUACACUCUCGACUUUCCCGCCGCCGUGAGGGCGUGUCACGACGCCGUGCCGACAUCGCUGAACCGCGAACAGCUGACGGCCGCUUUCGAGGACGGCCUGGACCAAUGUGACGCAGGCUGGCUCGCCGACCAGUCAGUCAGGUGAAUACCAAUCACGGUGCCCCGUCUCGGCUGUUUGGGUAAUCUGGAGAGCAGAGCGGGCGUGAGAACGUACGGCGUCCGUGACCCCACGGAACAAUACGAUGUGUACUGCUACGUGGACAAACUACGAGGUGAGGUCUUCUACGCCGACCUCAGAGAGAAGGUCGUCUUCCAGCAGGCGUCCGCGGAGUGUCAAAACAACGCCGUGUUGGCGGCGCCCGGUCAGCUGUACGCGGCCUGGAGGGCGGGGCUUAGCCGCUGCGACUACGGCUGGCUCUCCGACGGCAGCGCCCGCUACCCCAUCACCGUCCCGAAGCCUCAGUGUGGAGGAGGCCUGCUGGGGGUCCGCACGCUCUACAAGCACAAGAACCAGACCGGCUACCCGGACAAAACGGACAAACACGGCGUGUUCUGCUUCAAAGGUGAGACGGAAAAACACACGACCGUGCAGUUUAUCGUUUUGAUGUUUCAUAACAAAGUAGAGAGGCAGGAGGAGUUUGAAUUUCUCUCCCUGAAAGUGAAGUAG
Labrus bergylta (ballan wrasse) is the source of this 1204-nucleotide messenger RNA. The record is from RefSeq and is a predicted model, not a curated record. NCBI's taxonomy places the organism in Eukaryota, Metazoa, Chordata, Actinopteri, Labriformes, Labridae.